Molecule: messenger RNA, 1506 nt
Organism: Penicillium brevicompactum
Lineage: Eukaryota; Fungi; Ascomycota; Eurotiomycetes; Eurotiales; Aspergillaceae
Product: clathrin-mediated endocytosis regulator UBX3
Exons: 3
Coding region: 1-1506 (501 amino acids)
Cellular component (GO): endoplasmic reticulum
Molecular function (GO): ubiquitin binding
Source: RefSeq, a predicted model, not a curated record
AUGUCGAGCCCCGAGCUGGACCUAGAUCGGCUCUCCGAUAGCGAGAGAACUGCGCUAGAAACGUACAUGGCUGUGACAAGUCAAGAACCAUCAGAGGCUAUUCCCCUUCUCCAACGCUCAGAAUGGAACGUGCAGAUCGCGAUAUCCAAGUUCUUUGAUGGAGAGGGCCCAGAUCCCCUCGCAGAGGCCCGCUCUGCUAUGGACCAAGCGCCUCCACCUCAACAAAACCGUCGAACCCAGAAUCUGAUGAACGAAGACUUCACCGAGCGCCUGUCGCAGAUCACUCGUGUUACGGAUCCGGCGCCGCAAAUCAGUACACAGUCCGGGGACCAACCUGUCUACCGACCCCCAUUGAUCAUUGCGCUACUAUUCAUGCCAUUUAAUUUGGUGUACCGACUACUAUGCACAUCUUUCCGCCUCCCUGCCCUGCGAGGCGCCCGCCAGAACACCACAGGUCGUCGUCCCCUCGGGCCCAAGGAUACCGCUGCUCGCUUCAUUCGCGAGUUCGAGGAGGAGUAUGAAGCACACCCAAUCCCCUUCUUGGAGAACGGAUACAACAUGGCUUUGGAGAAAGCGCAUCGCGAUCUGAAGUUCUUGUUAGUCGUCCUUCUAUCGCCUGAGCACGAUGAUACGAGUAGCUGGGUCCGAGAUACCCUGCUGGCACCUGAGGUGGUGGAGUUCAUCAACGAUCCCCGCAACAACCUACUAGUGUGGGGAGGCAACGUCCGUGACUCCGAAGCCUACCAAGUCGCAAACUCAUUGCGCGUCACCAAAUUCCCCUUCGCAGCAGUGGUCGUUCACACACCAAAUGUCUCAUCGACUGCCAUGUCUGUCGUUGGAAGGAUCGCCGGAGUCAACGCACCGGCAGAGGUCGUUACCAAGCUCCAAGCAGCCGUUACAUCAAACCAAGAGCCAUUAGAGCGCAUUCGAUCUUCCCGCGCAGAGCAACGAGCUUCGCGUAGCCUACGUGAAGAGCAAGACUCAGCCUACGAACGUUCAUUGGCGAUUGACCGAGAACGCGCCCGCCAACGCCGAGAAGCAGAGGCGGAGCGCCAGCGCGAGGAACAAGAAGCCGCAGGACGCCAAGCGGCGGAGGAGCAGCGGCGCCGAGACCUUGCGCAGUGGAAGCUCUGGCGCGCGCAGUCGGUUAGUGCCGAGCCCGGGCCAGACGCUAAAGAUACAGUAAGGGUUAGUGUUCGGCUCCCUUCUGGCGAGCGCAUCAUGCGCAAGUUCGCGCCUGACGCCGAUCUCGAAGAGCUCUACGCGGUGGUCGAGUGCUGGGAAGCCUUGCAGGAUGCAGAUGCACCUCGAACGAGUGAACCAGCGGGGUUUGUGCACCAAUACCCAUUCAGACUCGUUUCACCGAUGCCUCGGGUAGUUUAUUCUUUAGAUGACGGAGGCUCGAUUCGCGAGAAGAUCGGUCGGGGAGGCAAUCUGUUGGUGGAACCGAUUGAGAACGAAGACGAGGAGGACAGCGAGGAGGACGAUGCGACCGUGGUGUCAUGA